Molecule: messenger RNA, 1328 nt
Organism: Lactuca virosa
Lineage: Eukaryota; Viridiplantae; Streptophyta; Magnoliopsida; Asterales; Asteraceae
Source: the annotation of a GenBank genome assembly
CUCUCUCUACAACAAUGAGCAGCGAUCUGAAGUCCAAAUUCCUGCAAGUUUAUGAGGUUCUGAAAUCGGAGCUAAUUCAUGAUCCUUCAUUUGAGUUCGACGACGAUUCUCGUCAGUGGGUCGAACGGAUGCUUGACUACAAUGUACCUGGAGGAAAGUUAAAUAGAGGCCUUUCUGUUGUGGACAGCUACAAGCUUCUAAAAGGAGAAGAACUAACAGAAGAUGAAGUUUUUCUUGCAUGUGCCCUUGGUUGGUGCAUUGAAUGGCUUCAAGCAUAUUUUCUUGUACUUGAUGACAUCAUGGAUGAAUCCCAUACACGCAGAGGUCAACCCUGUUGGUUUAGAUUACCCAAAGUCGGUAUGAUUGCUGUAAAUGAUGGAGUUGUUCUUCGUAACCAUAUUUCCAGAAUCUUAAAGAAACAUUUCAGAUCAAAAACUUAUUAUGUGGAUCUACUCGAUCUGUUCAAUGAGGUGGAAUUCCAAACAGCAUCUGGACAGAUGAUUGAUUUGAUUACUACACUUGUUGGAGAGAAAGAUCUGUCAAAAUAUUCUUUAUCUAUUCACCGCCGGAUUGUUCAGUACAAAACAGCCUAUUACUCGUUUUAUAUUCCUGUUGCAUGUGCACUCCUUAUGUUUGGAGAGAAUCUAGAUGAUCAUGUUCAAGUGAAAGAUGUCCUUGUUGAAAUGGGUACCUAUUUUCAAGUGCAGGAUGAUUACUUGGACUGUUUUGGUGCUCCUGAGGUGAUUGGAAAGAUUGGAACAGACAUCCAAGACUUCAAGUGUUCAUGGUUGGUUGUGAAAGCAUUGGAACUUUCUGACGAGGAGCAGAAGAAACUUCUCAACGAGAACUACGGGAGGAAGGAUCCGGGCAGCGUGGCAAGAGUAAAGGAACUAUACAAUUCUCUCAACCUUCAGGGCGUGUUUGAAGAUUACGAGAAUAAGACUUACGAAAAAUUGGUGAAAUCAAUCGAAACUCACCCAAGCAAACCCGUACAGGCCGUGUUGAAAUCUUUCUUGGCAAAAAUAUACAAGAGACAAAAAUAGGAAUAACUGAUUCCGUUCCAAUGUAAUGUAAUGUUGUUUGUACUUUCUACUUUCUAGUACCUUUCGCUUUGUAUACUUGCAUUCUGAUUUCUGCACAAUAAACUGGUAAUCCAAAAUUGGAGUUGUUUAGGGGGUGUUUGGCUUAUCUUUUUUAUAGGCAAAAGUUUUUUUUGGAAAAGUCACAAAAAGUUAGGUUUUCCUGACUUUUCCAAAAAGUCAGUUUUUCUUAUAUCAAAAAUCCAAAAGUAGGUUUUAAAAUCCUUUUACCAAACAUCUUUUACAUUU